GGUGUGAGAAUCCAGUUAAAUGUUUACAGAUCAAAGCCAAAGAGAAAGACAGACAAAGAGAGCACCAAGUGGAUUUAUAUUGCCAAUAAGGGAUGUAAGAGCUAGCAUUAGAGCUGGAUUCAUAUAUCCUUUAGUUGGUACAAUGAGUACAAUGCCAGGGCUUCCAACAAGGCCUUGCUUGUACGAUAUUGAUCUUGACACACUGCCACAUGGAAAGGUUAAACAUGGAUGAAGAAAAUUAAAUCUUGUUUUUCAAUCUUGGGCGGACAUUUUCCAUCAUUGUGGAGUCUAAUAAAAUAAUAAUUUAAUA
Molecule: messenger RNA, 310 nt
Organism: Rubroshorea leprosula
Lineage: Eukaryota; Viridiplantae; Streptophyta; Magnoliopsida; Malvales; Dipterocarpaceae
Source: the annotation of a GenBank genome assembly